AUGCUUUCAUUCUGCCCUAUCUGUAACAACAUGCUACUUAUAUCCCACGCUGAUAGUGGUAUCUAUACAUUGACGUGCCAUUCCUGUCCGUACGAAUUCCCAAUAGAUGGCAUCGAGAUAUACGACCGGAAGAAGUUGGAAAGGAAAGAAGUGGAUGAUGUUCUCGGUGGAGGGUGGGAUAAUGUUGACCAAACUAAGGUGCAGUGUCCCAACUACGACAAAUGUGGUGGUGAGAGUGCUUAUUUCUUCCAGCUGCAGAUUAGAUCUGCUGAUGAACCGAUGACAACGUUUUACAAGUGUGUUAAUUGUGGUAACAGAUGGAAGGAAAACUAG
Molecule: messenger RNA, 333 nt
Organism: Huiozyma naganishii CBS 8797
Lineage: Eukaryota; Fungi; Ascomycota; Saccharomycetes; Saccharomycetales; Saccharomycetaceae
Gene: RPC11
Product: DNA-directed RNA polymerase III core subunit RPC11
Exons: 1
Coding region: 1-333 (110 amino acids)
Biological process (GO): termination of RNA polymerase III transcription; DNA-templated transcription
Cellular component (GO): RNA polymerase III complex
Molecular function (GO): nucleic acid binding; zinc ion binding; DNA-directed RNA polymerase activity
Source: RefSeq, a predicted model, not a curated record